AUGAGCUAUACGGUCGAAGAACGAACCCCUCACGUGAAGAGGGUCCAUUUCUCAGACGGCUACACUGCUGGCAGUGCCACACCAGUCGACGACUUCUUGUUCGAAAGGGCCAAUACCUCGAAUGAUUCCAAUGCACAGGGAGGUUCUAGUACACAAGCUACCAGCAUCCUCAAGCAGACCACCAAGAAACAAGACAAGCCAAAGGCAGAACAAUCACGUUUGGAAAGUCUCCAGAGAAAAUAUGCUUUACGCAAUGCCAGUCAACCUGACAGGGAAUCGAGGUUCACAGAUCCGCUUAUGAAACCAGGGCGUGUACCUCCACCACGACCUGAGGAGAUGUUUACAGCAGGGCCUCCACGCCGCAAUAGCUCCUCUGACGGCUUCAGCCUUCCGAAGUUGCCAACAAUACCAAGGGUACCGCGUGUACUCAUAUUACCAACACAAGCCUGUGCACCAAGCGCAUCCAAGUCACCAACAGAAGCUGGAGCAACAAGUGUGCCCAUAUUGCCAACGCAAGCCGGGGCAUCAGAAACACCUACGCCACCAACAAGAGCAAGAGCACCGUGUCUACUCAAGAAAUCUGUGGAACAAGGCAGACCAGACAAGGAAGUGAAAGUUGCAACAUCCCAUCCUCCUCCUCCACGCCAUGAGUCCCAGUUUCUCAGUUGUAAUCUUCCCACUUCGGCAGAAGUAAGGCUUCGAAUUCCCAGGGAUCUUUUUAUCUCUCCCAACCUUCCUGAAUCAAUACAACAACUAGAACGACUACUUGCAGGCCGUGGGGAUCUCGUCAUCUCUCCCAACGUUCCCGCGUCACUGCCACAGAUCGAGUCACUGCCUCCACCCCCAGGAGCUGCCUUUCCCAAUCGCAGAUUUCCUCCACUGCCAAACCAAGCAGGAGCACCAGGUGUAGCCAAUACCUUGGAAGGAGAAGCCAGGGAAUAUAUUACACUAGCACCUUUCCACCCGGAAGCCGCAUCAUCGUCUCACAACCUUCCCCCGUUGUCAGCGACUGUAGGCGACCUACUUCCACACCGCCAUAUCUUCAACCUUAGACCCAUUCUUCCCAAGCCAGCAACCCCAGAACGAGCAUCAAGUGUAGUCAGCCAAUCACCAGGACCCGCAGCAGGAAGAGAAGCACGUGCAGCUAGUGAACCUGUCAGACCCGCGAGAGGAAGAGGCCGAGGGCGAGGCAGAGGAAGAGGAAGACCUAGAAAAGUACCUGCAGCAUCGCCUCUACGCAACGAAAUUAUCAUUCCACCGCCAGCCCAGCCAAUAGAGCCGCCUGUAAACUUCAAUAUCCCCAUUCCCAACCUCGGUCUUCCUACGCUAUCAGUACGACCAGGGGCAUCACGCAUAUUCACUGAACUCUCUACCCGCGACUCUCAUAUGGAAGAUGUCAGACUGGCGCCAGAAGAACCAAGGGAGUCAGAAGUCAAGCCACCUUCCACCACGAACCAACCCUCUCCUUCUCCUCCGGCAACUUCGUCCUUACCACCCCCCAUCACGCCACCACCUCCACCUCGCAGUCCCCCCAUUUCCAUCUUCUCCGCAUCAUCCUCCCCCUCUUCCGCACCUUCAUCCCCAUGUCCACAACCCACGACAGCUACUCCUCGCCCCCCUCUCUAUAUCUCUUCUGCCGCCUCCUCCCCAUCCCCCUCCCCAUCUCCCACAACCCGCCAACUCGCCGCCUUCGCAGCAUCCAUCUACCACUCCCCCUCCCAGUCCACCACACAACCCCCUUCCCACCCAACUUCAAAACACCCAACCCUAUCCUUCCCCCCUUACCCCCCCACACUCACCCCCCGCGCCCUCCCCCACUUCCACACCGGCGCCACCAUCGCACUCGAAAAUAUCAGCCAAGACUACGCCAUCACACCUGACUUUUCGCUUCUGCAUCUCGUUGACGAUUUACAAGACAAUCGCCCGACCGUGUUCGAUUGGGAGCAUGUUACGGUCAUGAGUGGCGGCAAUUGGGUGUUUGGGGUGUUGAGGCAGGUUUGGCGGGAGUGGGGGGUGAGGGUGGGGGUUGAGGAGGUUGUGCAGGAGUUGAUGGAGUGGGUUGAGAGGGAGUUUGAGAGGGUAGGAGGGGGCAGUGAUUGA
Messenger RNA from Bipolaris victoriae FI3, 2100 nucleotides. RefSeq lists its product as hypothetical. The transcript has 2 exons. The record is from RefSeq and is a predicted model, not a curated record. Bases 1 to 2100 code for a protein of 699 amino acids. Lineage: Eukaryota; Fungi; Ascomycota; Dothideomycetes; Pleosporales; Pleosporaceae.